Magnolia sinica is the source of this 1011-nucleotide messenger RNA. RefSeq lists its product as uncharacterized. The coding region runs from base 1 to 1011 and encodes 336 amino acids. The record is from RefSeq and is a predicted model, not a curated record. NCBI's taxonomy places the organism in Eukaryota, Viridiplantae, Streptophyta, Magnoliopsida, Magnoliales, Magnoliaceae. The transcript is spliced from 2 exons.
AUGGUCCUCAGCUUCAAAUUCCAAGUCCCUUCGCCUUGUGUCGGCAUAGCUUUUCUGUCUGCUUUGAGCCGUCAAGAGGCGGCGCCGGAUAAUUCCAAUCUUCUCAGUCGUGAUCCGCACCAGCUUAAACCAAAGUCAAUCAGCUCUUUCGCAGAGCUCAGCAAAUUGUUCCUUACCCAAUUCUUCUCGGGUAAGAAGAGUCGGAAGCCGACUGCCCAUCUGUUUACCCUCAAGCAGGGGAACAAGGAAACACUGAAGGACUUCAUUGUCCGUUUCAACGAGGAGGCGUUGUUAGUGGAAGACUAUGAUGAUAAAAUGACACUCUCAACCAUGUUCAACGGGCUCAGAGAGAGGAAGUUCACUUUAUCGACCGGGAAGAAUCCUCCAAUCACCUUGGCCGAGCUCAUUAGCAGAGCUCAUAAAUACACCAAUGCCAAGAAAUUCUCUAACUUUCACAGGACCGUACAAGUAGCCGAGCAGUCAUCUAAGGAGAAGAGGCUGAGAAACGAAGAACCUCAGUCAUCCAACAAGAAGCUCGAUGAUCGAGCCUCUCGCGAUUGCCGACCGAGCAGGAGGCUUGAGAGUAAAUUUCAUUCCAACACAUCUCCAGAGCAUAUCUUGUUGGACAUUAGGAGUCAGAAACUCUUGAACUGGCGGGUUUGGAUGAAGAUCGACGCAGAGAAUCGAGACAAGCGCGAGUAUUAUCAGUUUCAUCAUGACCACGGACAUAACAUAAGUGACUACAUGGACCUCAAAGAUGAGAUUAAGGUCCUCAUCUGUAAGGGUCAUUUGCGCCGAUACACCAAGCAGGAGAGAUCAGCCUGGAGAGAAGAGCAACCGAGCAAGCCGGCUAAAGAACUGGCCGAGAUCUGCACUAUCUACGAUGGCUCGUAUGGUGGAGGCGACUCGAACAAGGCUCACAAGCCCACUCCUGGAGUUCAGACUCCGAGCACUACGUCCACUUGGCCGAAAAGUCGAGGAAAGAACUUUGGGUCAGCCCCUGCAGCCUGA